GUGACUGUCUUGGAUGAAGUGGACUUCGCAGAGUAUUCGGCGAGAGACCAGGGCCGUCUGCUCAGCAUCAAUGUGCCGGCGCAGCUUUGCACGGUCCAGUUCAGAGGACGCCGUCUGCCAGUAGAGGUGCCUGUCCGGCACUUGCGGCUCAGUCAUGCGGAUGAGCUUACAGAAAGCCCGGAGCGCAGCGUCAGUCGGCAGAGAAAGGCCCCACCUCCAGAG
Symbiodinium necroappetens is the source of this 222-nucleotide messenger RNA. The record is from the annotation of a GenBank genome assembly. NCBI's taxonomy places the organism in Eukaryota, Dinophyceae, Suessiales, Symbiodiniaceae.